This is a messenger RNA of Blepharisma stoltei, 1231 nucleotides long. NCBI's taxonomy places the organism in Eukaryota, Ciliophora, Heterotrichea, Heterotrichida, Blepharismidae. The record is from the annotation of a GenBank genome assembly.
AUGAGCUUUGUUAUUGCUAUUAUUUUGUUCUGUAUUAAUAUAUAUAUCAUGGGAAAUACUGAAAAUUUAUUUGAAGCAUGCACUUUUAAGCCUUCUAAUGGUAAGGAUUGUGAAGAUUCGACUAAAAAGCCGAUGCCAAAAAUAAACAGUUUAAAGAUUACAUUUAUUACAUCAUAUUACAUAGCAUGCUAAAUGUCCCUACUUCCAAGAGUGAAUUAUGAACAACUUCGUUAAAAGCCUCAUCUAAGGGACUCUUUGUUUGAGGGACCUCCUCCAAGUAACUGCCUAUUGGAUCAGGCCCAAAACUGCACUUCUGUGCUCACCUCAGGUGCCAAAUAUCGCUGGGCCAACUCCUUGCUCCAAAAACCAUACCAAGAUAUGCAUUGGUAGCUUUCACACGAGAGGACGGGUUGUACGUCCAUAACCAUUUUCUGUAUAUUAGGUUUAAAGAUAAUAAGGUAAAGAUUUUUGAUUAUACAGGUGAGUUUAAAGCUGCUCGAACUCUUGAGAAGUUAAAAGAAAUAAUUCCGCUAUAUGUUCCUAUGGAAGUGAGAUGCUUUAGAGGGACGUUUAUUGAAUCUAAACAUUCUUAUGUUAGGGUUUUAGGAGUAUCUGUUACGAAGAAAAAGUUCCAAAUAGUUUAUAUAGAAGUUUAUUACAAGAGUAACAGAUUUUUAAUAAAUCUUCGACCAGAAGAUCUGUCUGAAAAGGAGCUUGGCCAAGAUAUUGGGAACUUACAAUUAAUUCAUCUUUUUUCUGAAAAAGCUGUAGUUUGUAUUUAGGUUUAUCAGCAAAAUUUCAAAGAUUUUAUAGGAUGGCUUGACUCUAUCAAAACAAACCCUAACUUCCCAAAACUCGAUCAUAGACUCAUGAUUGUUAAUUAAGGGUAGGGAUUAAAAACAUUCUAAAAAAAAAACCACACUUAAUUAAGAUAUAUAAAGCAUUCCUACUGAUUAGUAAUUAUCUAUUUAUUAUUGAAAAUAGGAUGACAGAUUCCAGUAGGAACGUUCUAUUUAUUCGGAUUAGGUAUAUAUAAAAUAAGAUAUUUUAUACUUUAUUAUAUAAAUUUUGCAAUAGGGACAAAAAUAUUUUCUUACAUUAUUUUGAAGAACUAUUCGGUCAAGAAAGCAAGCAAAUAUUAACUCCUGAGCAAAAAAAUAUGGGGAAAAUUGUAUAUGAUUUUUUUAGAAAUAUGGGAUCUAGCCCCACCCCUCAAACGAUAUUAAAUUAA